Molecule: messenger RNA, 2041 nt
Organism: Rhinolophus ferrumequinum (greater horseshoe bat)
Lineage: Eukaryota; Metazoa; Chordata; Mammalia; Chiroptera; Rhinolophidae
Gene: ACKR2
Product: atypical chemokine receptor 2
Exons: 3
Coding region: 193-1353 (386 amino acids)
Biological process (GO): chemotaxis; G protein-coupled receptor signaling pathway; immune response
Cellular component (GO): membrane
Molecular function (GO): chemokine receptor activity
Source: RefSeq, a predicted model, not a curated record
AGGACCCAGGCGCGGCUGCUCUCCUGCACACGGGGUGGGUCACCCCCAGCAAGUGGGUCUGGCUCUGCUGGCAGCUGGACUUUAGCACGGUAAUCGCAACGUCUGUGAAAACGCCAGUGUAGCACAGGAGGCAAGUGGAUUAUCACGAGGUGACUACUUCCAGGAGGUGACCACUGAAGAGCUCCUCCCGACAUGGCCGCCAGCGCCUCUGCUGUGCCGCUCACCACCGAGGUGGCCACUUCUGAGAACAGCAGCUCCUUCUACGACUAUGAGUACUACCUGGACCAGGUGGCCUUCAUGCUGUGCAGGAAGGACGAGGUGCAUUCCUUCGGCAAAGUCUUCCUGCCCGUCUUCUACAGCCUGGUCUUUGUGCUGGGCCUGGGCGGGAACCUCCUCCUGCUCGUGGUCUUGCUCCGAUACAUGCCGCGCAGGCCCAUGACGGAGGUCUACCUGCUGAACCUGGCCAUGUCCAACCUCCUGUUUGUGGUGACGCUGCCCUUCUGGGGCAUCUCCGUGGUCUGGCACUGGGUCUUUGGGAAUUUCUUGUGCAAGAUGGUGAGCACCCUCUAUACCACGAACCUCUACAGUGGCAUCUUCUUCAUCAGCUGCAUGAGCCUGGACAAGUACCUGGAGGUUGUCCACGCUCAGCCACACCACAGGCUGAGGACCCGGGCCAAGCGCUGGCACCUCACUGCCAUGGUAUGGGUGGCGGCCCUGGCUGUCUCCAUCCCUGAAAUGGUCUUUGUGCAGACACAUGAGCACCCCCUGGGUGUGUGGAGCUGCUAUCCGGAUUUCGGGGGGCAUGCGACCAUCUGGAAACUCGUAUUCCGCUUCCAGCAGAACCUCCUGGGGUUUCUCCUCCCACUCCUGGUCAUGCUCUUCUUCUACUCCCGCAUUGGCUCUGUCCUGGUCCGGAUGAAGACCCCCGGUCAGGGCCGGGCUCUAAGGAUCACCGUAGCGCUCGUGCUGGCCUUCUUCGUGCUGUGGUUCCCGUACAAUCUCACCUUGUUUUUGCACUCAUUGAUGGACCUGAGCGUGUUUGGGGACUGCAGGAUCAGCCAGCGCCUGGACUAUGCCCUGCAGGUGACGGAGAGUGUCGCCUUCCUUCACUGCUGCUUCACCCCAAUCCUCUAUGCCUUCUCCAGCCGCCGCUUCCGCCACUACCUGAAGGCUUUGCUGGCCACGACGCUUGGACGGCACCAAGCCCCCGGCCCUGCCCAGGCCCCACUGUCCAGCUGUUCUGAGAAUAGCAGCCUCACUGCCCAAGAAGAAGUGACCGGCAUGAAUGACCUUGGGGAGAGGCAGACUGAGGACGCCCCCAACAAGAGGGACGUGGGGAAAAGUGAAGCCUAAGUGGCCACAUCAGGCUGGCGAGAGUGGAGGGGAUGCAGCUCAGGUGGGCAUCCGCCUGGUUUCCUUUCCAAGGGCCUCAGUGGUGACUUCUUAGUUCUCAGCCCCGACCAGCAUUAGCUCAGUCCUGCCUCCUUCCUCCACUUUCUUUAUUGCCUUGCAGGACCAAAACGCCUACAUGAAAGGCAGCGUUUCUCUAGACCCACUCGAUCCAGUGUGGAGCCACUGGCCACACAUGGCCCGCGUGCACUUGGAAUUGAGACAUGCUGCAAGGGUAAAAGUACAUGCCAGAUUUGGAAGACAACACAAAAAAAGAACUGUAAAAAUAUUUCAUUAAUAUUUUUUAUAUCAAUUACAUGUUGAAAUGCUAGUAUUUUGGUUAUAUAGGGUUAAGUAAAAUAUAAUAUAAAACUGAACUUUUUACUUGUUUCUUUCUCUUGCGUGAGUUGCUGUAAUAGUUUCCCAGCGUUUCCUGUCGUCACUCUCCCCUAUCAUCUAAUCUGCAUCCAACAGCCAGAGUGACCACAACCGCCUCAUCCGUCACUCUCCACUCCCGUCUCCCGCAGAGAAGCCUGAGGCCCUCCACCCGCCAGGCUGCUCCCUUCCCUCUAGUUCAGCCAGGGAAAUAUUGUUUAAUAUCCCAGCCAUGGUGGUGACUCCGGUCUGGCAAUCAGAAGGAGCUGGAGACGGU